CUAUCGCUUUAAAUUCCAAUCUCUGAUAGAGCAGAGAUCAUAAAGUCUCAGUGGAGGGUGGGAAAUAUAAUAAAUUACAGUUGAAAUAUCCUUAAUAUUUCAGAGUAUUGUUGUCGACGAGCAGAAUCUAUACUAUUCAUAGUUAUUUAUUUAAUAACUCUGUUCAAUUAGAUAGGCCCUUCAAAAGCACUUCAUAUUGUUUACCAAAGAAAUGGUGAUGGAGAAGCCAAGUCCCCUGCUUGUAGGGCGGGAGUUCGUGAGGCAGUAUUACACACUCUUAAACAAAGCACCUGAUUUUCUGCACAGGUUCUAUGGAAGGAACUCCUCUUAUGUUCAUGGCGGACUUGACUCCAAUGGGAAGCUGGCGGAAGCAGUGUACGGGCAAGCAGAAAUCCACAAGAAGGUUCUGUCCCUGCAGUUCCAAGAGUGCCACACAAAGAUCAGGCACGUGGACGCCCACGCCACGUUGACCGAUGGCGUUGUGGUCCAGGUUCUCGGAGAGCUCUCUAACAACGGCCAGCCAAUGAGGAAGUUCAUGCAGACAUUUGUGCUUGCUCCAGAGGGUUCUGUGGCAAACAAAUUCUAUGUACACAAUGACAUCUUCCGUUACGAGGAUGAGGUGUUUGGCGAUUCGGAGGCUGAACUCGAUGAGGAAUCUGAGGAGGAGGUUGAGGAGGAACAGGAGGAGCGAGCGCCAUCCCCAGAACCACUCCAGGACAGUCCGAAUAGCACCACCUACUACGAGACUCACCCCGUCACCAACGGUGUUGAGGAGCCCAUGGAGGAGCCGGUCCCUGAGCCAGAACCCGAACCAGAACCGGAACCCAAGGUGGAGGAGGUGAAGCCGGAGGUGGAGAAGGUCUUGGAAGAGCUGGAGGAGAAGGCCCCCUCUCCGGUUCCUGUCGAGUCCCCACCCCACACCCAGGAGGCCCCCAAGACCUUCUCCUGGGCCUCAGUGACCAGUAAAAACCUGCCUCCUAGCGGCACAGUGUCCUCUUCUGGGAUCUCGCCCCAUGUUGUUAAAGCACCCAGCUCCCAGACCCGAGUUGAGGCCAAGCCGGAGACCCAGGCAGCCCCUCUCCGGGGACUCCGGGACCAGCGCACACGUGACAGACCGGCCUUCGUAGCCCGCGGGCCCAGAACUGAUGGUGUCGCACCUUCAGAAUCACAAACCGGGAAACCCCACUUCAGUUUUGUCAACAAAGGUCGGGGCGAGUCAGACCCUGGGGAGACGGACAGCAGGCGGAUCGUUCGUUACCCAGACAGCCACCAGCUCUUCGUCGGAAACCUCCCUCACGACAUCGACGAGGCUGAGCUCAAGGACUUCUUCAUGACCUUUGGCAAUGUGGUGGAGCUUCGUAUCAACACAAAGGGCGUCGGAGGAAAGUUGCCCAACUUUGGAUUUGUGGUGUUCGAUGACUCUGACCCAGUUCAGAGAAUCCUGGGGGCCAAGCCCAUCAUGUUCCGCGGUGAGGUGCGUCUGAACGUGGAGGAGAAGAAGACCAGGGCCGUGCGUGAACGGGAGGUGCGCGGCGGCGGAGACGACCGCCGAGACAUGGGACGGCGCAGCGACCGUGGCCCCGGUGGCCCACGGGGAGGCAUGGUUGGUGGCGGUGGGAUAAUGCGUGACCGCGACGGCCGGGGCCCUCCCCCCAGGGGGGGCCUGGGGGCUCCCAAACCAGGCCUGGGCUCUGGAAGAGGGGCAGGUGGAUCCGGUGAGGGCCGCUUCACCACCCCGCGCCGCUGAGAUCGCCACCUGCAGUUCGGAAGUAGUACCAUGUUCUUCAUCUUCUGCCGUUCUCGUUAACGAAAAAUCUACAUGUAUAAACGUAUAUACUUUUUUGUUUUGUUUUUCGGUUUUUCUAUUCUUUUUUUUUUUUUGGCUUUGGAAUGUGACACAGCCUGUCGACCGUUUCUUCUUUGAUGUGAAACAGAUGAAGAACCAAAAGCGACCUCCUUCGCUUUACUUAGCUGUGAGCUGAGCGUCCUUUUCCGGUUUUCUCAAGAAUUCACAAACACUCAUUUGUAAAUUUGAGGACAAGCAAAAACAGCCAGGAUUAAUCUGCAGCGUUAAUAGGCGGGGACUGAUAGACAUUUACCUACGAUAAUACAGCCCAUCAUUUGAAUAAGAGAUUAUGUGCCUCGACUUACGGGGACGCCACGUAAUGAAUUCCCUCUUAUUGCACAUUUUAUACAUGGUAGUUCUCUGCCCAUUACUGUUGGUAAAGCGUGAGGUGCACAUUUCGUGCAAUUCCUGGGGGAAGGAGGCUUGCCUUUUUUAUUUUUCUCCCUUUUCAAAGAACACUGGUUACAACGAAUUGCGCAUGCACUCAUGCACUAAUGGGUACUAUUGUCGUGUUGCAUCGACGUCUCUGAAACACAGCUGGGUUGAUACAUGCUGUUGUCUCGAAGCUUGCCCAUGUGACAAGGCCGCCUGUACUUCAGGCAAUGUCAGUGACCAGUAGACUUUAUUUUAUUUUUUUCUUCCCCCAUCCGCAAGUUAUACUGUACCUAUGCUUCAAUUACAGCUGGAAUCAACAAAACGAGACGCUACAAACCAGUCUACAGGUGUUUUUUUUUUGUUUUUUGUUUUUUCAAAUUCAAUAAAAUCUCAAAGUUCCUGGACUUCAACGAACAGGGGAGAGAAAAUUAAUGAUCCACAGACUGAAACCAAGAUGAACAUUAGGAAAGUGGUAAUGCUGGCUUGAUCACUACUUUGAUGAUUAAAAAUUAAUGGGUUUAUUAUCUAUUUUGUGGUUUGUUUUAGCAUUUUCUUUUUUCGUCUUUUUUUUAAUAAAUUUUUUUUUUUUAAUACCUGAACGGUGAAACCCGGGACGGGUAACGUGCGUGCCCUUCUCACCCCACACCCCCAUUCCCCGCCUCAGUGCGGAGCAGCAUAAUAAAUGUACAGCAAAAAUCCUAGUUUACUGUAUGAUUUGUUUUUAUUUUCCUUUCAGAAUGAUCCAAAAGCAUGACGGUGCCUUCUAUUUCCAGUCUAACUCGUGAAUUGAGAUCGGGUGUCCGUUGUCGCGCUCCUCUCUGGCAGGCGGAGAAGUUUCACUUGCCUUCUAUAUCUGCUGAGUGCGGGAUAAUUUGCAGUGUUCUUGACAAGAUCAUAACGUUUCUUUUUUUUUUUUUCGGUGUGCAUUUCAUUCACCCAUACCUGGCGUUUCACUACCUAAGAUGUGCUGUGAGUUUUGUACAUUGUUUUAUAGUGUCUGAUGUGUUUUUCGGAGUAGACGGUGGUUAGACGAGGUGCCAGAAGUUCUGUUCUAAUGGCAGGUGGUCAAAAGAUGCAUGGUUAGAUAACUCUGUGGUACGCAGAACAGUCGUGGUGUGCUUCUGCGGCUGGUCAAGCGGCGACUGCCUUGGAGAACUUCGGAUUGGUUCGUUAUCUGCUGGAUUGACCGUUGAGUUGGUAACGGACUGUCAAAAUGAAAUGCACUCUUAAAGGAAAAAACGUUAUUGCACAAUGACACGGGCUACUAGACAGUUGGGAACCGGUACAUUCGUUUGGAGCGGCAUAGUCUUUCGAUCUACAAAAGCGGCACGUGGAAUAAACCUUGGACCCCAGAGCGUCAGACUGUUUCAUCCAAAAACAUUUUCCUCUGCAGCAAUUUUUGUAAGACUGUCUUGGGUGGGAUUUAGCCUUUUGUGCGAACUGUAUCUGGGGUGACAAACUUUUUUUAGUAUUUUAUUUUUAAAUCCAUCUAUGCUUUUAAAAUGAUGAUAUUCAAUGUGCUUAGUGUAUGGAUUAUAUUUUUUAAACGGGCAAGUCGAAAUUCUAUAACGGUACACUUCCAGUACAAUGGGUUCUAUUUUUGUGACUGCGUGAAAGGGAAGACUUGAGUAUCAACCUAAAGCAGAAUUCUUCGGGGAGCAAAAAACAUAGCUUUUUUUUUUUUAAACUGGUUUUGCACUGAAAUGGAAACCUGAUUGAGGUCUGUGGUCUGUCUUCUUUGUUGCACUAUUAUUCAACAACCUGUCAGGGUAAAAAAAAAAAAAACACUUUCUUCAGAUCCUCCCCCUCUUACUACUGGAAACCACAUAUUUCCUGACUGUCUGAAUUUUCUUCAGGCAAUGCUUUUCAGUAAUGAACUGCAACCCAUUCAGUUAACGUUUGGUAAUUUGUACUGGUAAAAUCCACUUCGCUACAUCACUCAGUGUGGGGCAGUCACUGGUGUUGCACGUGUGUUACAUACCCUGAAAGGCAGAUGCCUUCGGCUGGAAUAAAGCUAGGUGCCAAACAUGGGAGUGAUGGAGCCCUGGACUCCAGCAUUGAGUCAGUGCAGAGCUACACCCCUGUGGCCUCUUGUGUUUCCACAAUAGGGAUAAGUUUCACAGCUGCCUAAAUACUCUGUUUCAGAUUUAUCAGCAAAAAAGGGCACUUACUGCAAUUCUACUUUUUGCAAUGGGCAACAAUGGAGUCCGUUGAAGGGGAAGCCAUCACGCUUUCAGGCUGGUUUUCGGAAGUCUGAAAAUUUUUACGUUAAGCAGUACCUUAAAAUUGGGUGGCGAUAACCUUUCUCCACAGAUUCUCCUUUCAACUCUUUUCCCUUUUCUUUUUGUUUAAUGAAAUUUCAGCCAAACACCCACCUCUACCCCCUUUCAAAUUACCCCUCAACUUAAGCAAAGGCUGUAAGCUUUUUCCACUGUUGAAAAAAUAAAUAAAAAUGCAGUAGAGCGGAUCUAAGUGUGUAUCGUUCUGGUCCUCAUUUCCAUGGAAUAGGAUUGCCUUCUUGGCUUCAGCAGGUGUGGUAAAAUCAGCAGUCAAGUUGGUUGCCAUUUUUUAUUUACUGUGUUUACUUUCUACAUUUUGCUAGUAGAAAAAAAAAAGUGUUGCAGGUGGAUCAAAUUUUCUUUUUGUUUUAGUUUUCCCAUUUUCAAUGUGUUGGACUUAAUAAACUACUGAUAUCUGCACCAUU
Molecule: messenger RNA, 4925 nt
Organism: Esox lucius (northern pike)
Lineage: Eukaryota; Metazoa; Chordata; Actinopteri; Esociformes; Esocidae
Gene: g3bp2a
Product: GTPase activating protein (SH3 domain) binding protein 2
Exons: 13
Coding region: 212-1747 (511 amino acids)
Cellular component (GO): cytosol; ribonucleoprotein complex
Molecular function (GO): mRNA binding
Source: RefSeq, a predicted model, not a curated record